UGGAUAGAGAGGAAUGAGAGAAAAAUGGAGAGUUUACCACACAGAGCUGAUGAAGGUGAGCCUUAUGGCAGCGCCCAUCAUCCCUGCGUUAGUUCUUUACCACCUUCUGCAGAUCGUCACCGUCGUCGUCGUCGGCCAUCUCGGUGAUGAGCUCUUGCUCUCCGGCGUCUCCAUCGCCACUUCCUUCGUCCGCGUCACCGGCUUUAGCUUCCUCCUAGGAAUGGCUGGAGCUUUGGACACUCUCUGUGGGCAAGCAUAUGGAGCACAGCAAUAUCAGAAGCUUGGAGUUUAUACUCACAGUUGCAUGAUUUCUCUCACUUUGGUCUGUUUCCCAAUCUCUGUGCUGUGGUUCUUCACAGACAAGUUACUAAUUUCCAUUGGCCAAGAUCCUUCCAUUUCUUCUGUGGCCAAAAAAUUCUCAGUUUUUCUUAUUCCAAAUCUGUUUGGGUAUGCAAUUCUUCAGUCUCUUAUGCGCUAUCUUCUCACUCAGAGCCUCAUUCUUCCUCUGCUCUUCAGCUCCUUUGCCACUCUCUGUUUGCACAUUCCCAUUUCUUGGCUUCUUGUGUUCCAUUUCAAGCUUGGAAUUGCGGGAGCUGCUUUGGCUCUUGGUAUAUCCUAUUGGCUCAAUGUCAUUUUGCUUGCCUCUUAUGUAUUCUUCUCUCCAUCUUGUGCCAAGACUCGGGCCCCGCUCUCGAGGGAGGCCAUCUCGAGCAUCCGCAAGUUCUUUCGCCUCGCUGUCCCCUCCGCGGUGAUGCUUUGCGUUGAGUGGUGGUCUUAUGAGGUCAUUUCGUUGCUUUCGGGGCUUCUUCCAAAUCCUAAGGUGGAGGCUUCUGUGCUUUCGAUAUGUUUCUCAAUCACUUAUUUGCACUUUUUCAUACCAUAUGGGUUGGGGACCACAGCAAGCACAAGGGUGUCAAAUGAACUAGGAGCUGGAAAUCCAGAGGCAGCAAAAGUGGCAGUGAAGGUAGUGGGAGCUCUUGGCAUCAUAGAAUCAAUAACUGUGAGUGUGAUUCUCUUUGGGUUUCGCAAUAUCUUAGGCUAUGCCUUCACCAAUGACACCCAAAUUGCCAAUCACAUUACUUCGAUGUGGCCUUUGAUUUGCCUUUCCAUCCUCAUCGAUUCCUCCCUUGGUAUAUUUUCAGGGAUUGCAAGAGGCACGGGAUUGCAGCGAUUGGGAGCAUAUGUAAAUUUAGGAUCCUAUUAUAUAGUUGGGGUUCCUAUAGCAAUUGUUUUGGGUUUCGUAGUGCAUUGGAGAGUCAAAGGUCUAUGGAUUGGCUUGGUUUUUGGAGCAACUCUUCAAAGCUUUCUUUUUGCUCUCAUCACCACUCUCACCAAUUGGAAUAAACAGGCAUUAAAAGCAAGAGAAAGGGUACUCCAAGGAAAUAUCUGAAAUCUCUACCCAAUAUAUGAUAUCAGAUUUUUCUGAACUCGCGGCUAUUUGAUCAGAGAUAAAUCGCUUAACCAAUGAAACUAUAAAAUCAGCUGGGUCUAAACAUGGUUUGAAACUUUGGUUAUUGUCGAAGGGAGUGCUUUUUACUUGCAUUUUUGUUUAUUGUUGAAAUAAAAAUAAAUUUUAGUUAUUUUCAUAAUAAAAGUAAU
Molecule: messenger RNA, 1599 nt
Organism: Momordica charantia (bitter melon)
Lineage: Eukaryota; Viridiplantae; Streptophyta; Magnoliopsida; Cucurbitales; Cucurbitaceae
Product: protein DETOXIFICATION 8-like
Biological process (GO): xenobiotic detoxification by transmembrane export across the plasma membrane
Cellular component (GO): membrane
Molecular function (GO): antiporter activity; xenobiotic transmembrane transporter activity
Source: RefSeq, a predicted model, not a curated record